This is a messenger RNA of Hemicordylus capensis (graceful crag lizard), 1850 nucleotides long. It is a transcript of the gene PCOLCE2, whose product is annotated as procollagen C-endopeptidase enhancer 2. NCBI's taxonomy places the organism in Eukaryota, Metazoa, Chordata, Lepidosauria, Squamata, Cordylidae. The transcript is spliced from 9 exons. The coding region runs from base 225 to 1481 and encodes 418 amino acids. Gene Ontology annotation, molecular function: protein binding. The record is from RefSeq and is a predicted model, not a curated record.
GGGGUGGCUCCCUCCCUCCGGGUUGGGGAAGAAGAAGCCUCUUCUCUCCUCCCCUUGCCUUCUCGAACAAAUGGGAUAUUCACGAGGAGCCGCCAGAGGAACUCCUCCUGGCUAGGGCAGCGGUCGCUCGCACGCUGCUUUAUAAAAGCCAGCGGGGACCCCCUGAGCAAAGCCCCGCGCCGUCGACGCUCAGGAGCGGCUCUUGCCCGGACCAGGAGGGGAGGAUGAAAGCAGCCGCCUCGUGCUCCCUGGCCCUGUUGGGACUCUUGCUGGUGGCAGCCGCGCAGCCCUCCAACAACAACCGACAGCCUCAAAGACCGAGGUCUUUUAAAUGUGGUGGAAUACUUACAGGAGUAUCUGGGUUUAUUGGGAGUGAAGGAUUCCCAGGAGUCUAUCCUCCAAACAGCAAAUGUACUUGGAAGAUAACAGUGCCUGAAGGGAAAGUAGUUGUUCUUUCCUUCAGAUUCAUAGACUUGGAAAGUGAUAAUUUAUGCCGAUACGACUUUGUAGAUGUGUACAGUGGCCAUGCAAAUGGACAGCGCCUUGGCAGAUUCUGUGGCACUUUCAAACCUGGUGCUCUUGUGGCCAGCAGCAAUAAGAUGUUGGUGCAAAUGAUUUCAGAUGCCAAUACAGCUGGAAAUGGCUUCGUGGCAAAAUAUUCUGCAGCAGAGCCACAUGAAAGAGGAGAUCAGUACUGUGGGGGACGACUCGAUAAACCUUCUGGAUCCUUUAAAACUCCUAAUUGGCCUGAUCGCGAUUACCCAGCAGGAGUGACCUGUUCAUGGCAUAUUGUAGCUCCAAAAAAUCAGUUAAUAGAGCUGAAGUUUGAAAAAUUUGAUGUGGAGAGAGAUAACUACUGUCGAUAUGACUACGUGGCUGUGUUUAAUGGUGGGGAGAUUAAUGAUGCUAGAAGAAUUGGGAAAUAUUGUGGAGACAGCCCACCAGCGCCUAUUAUAUCAGAGAGGAAUGAGUUGCUUAUUCAGUUCUUGUCUGAUUUAAGCUUAACCGCUGAUGGCUUUAUUGGCCACUACAAAUUCAGACCCAAAAAAUUACCAACAACCACAUCGCCAACUACAACAACUCUCCCUGCCACAACAACUUUGAAGCCUACUGUUGCCCUGUGCUAUCAAAAAUGCAUGAGGAGUGGAACUCUUGAGAGCAAUUACUGUUCAAGUAACUUUGUAAUAACUGGAUCUGUUAUCACAACCAACACCAGAGGUGGAAGCUUGCAUGCAACAAUAGCAAUCAUUAAUGUAUACAAAGAAGGGAAUUUAGCAAUCCAGCAAGCUGGCAAAAAUAUGAGUGCCAAGAUUGUUGUUGUCUGUAAACAGUGCCCUCUUAUCAGAAGAGGUUUAAACUAUGUCAUUAUGGGCCAGGUAGAAGAAGAUGGCAGAGGCAAAAUCCUACCCAGCAGCUUUACUAUGAGUUUCAAGACUAAGAAUCAAAAGAUCCUGAAUGUCUUGAAAAAUAAACAGUGUUAAAACUGAACUCUUGCAGUUGUGCCCUAUCACCUUUCUGUCCUUCAAAAUCUGCCUUCAUACAAACAAAAUUGGGGGAACGGACAUCCGCAAGAACAAAGUACUUUUUGCAUUUCUGCAACUCUAGAAUUCCUAUUGACUGAUUGAUAUUGCAGCUAACGGGGAAAAAAUUAUAUUUCAAAAUUUUCAGCAACACCAGACCAACAUACCAAAUUCUCACUAUAUUGAAGCUCUUAAUUUAUACUUCUCCCAAAAGGAUUUUCUAGAAAUUAUUUAUGUGGUGACAUGAAUACGUGCAAUAUUUAUAAUGCUUUUUUAAUUUGGCUUUUCUGUUUUAUUGCAUAACCAUUUACAAUUAAUAAAAACUUUAAA